Messenger RNA from Alexandromys fortis (reed vole), 2230 nucleotides. RefSeq names its product receptor like tyrosine kinase (gene Ryk). The record is from RefSeq and is a predicted model, not a curated record. The transcript has 15 exons. Gene Ontology annotation, cellular component: signaling receptor complex; plasma membrane. Lineage: Eukaryota; Metazoa; Chordata; Mammalia; Rodentia; Cricetidae. Gene Ontology annotation, molecular function: protein kinase activity; ATP binding. Bases 154 to 1938 code for a protein of 594 amino acids. Gene Ontology annotation, biological process: multicellular organism development; cell surface receptor protein tyrosine kinase signaling pathway; protein phosphorylation.
CCUCCCUCCCCCGCCCUCCCGUUCCCGGGCGGCCGGUCUGAAGCGGCGGCGCUAUGAGCUGGCCGGCCGCCCCCGGCUCGGGGCUGUGAGGCGCUCGGGGCCGGGGUGCGCGGAGGCGCGGCGGGCGGCGGACGCUCCUGCUCGGCGGCGGCCAUGCGCGCGGGCCGGGGCGACGUCCCAGGGACCGGCGGCCUGAGGGCCCCGCCGCCGCCGCUGCUGCUGCUGCUGCUGGCGCUGCUGCCCGCCGCCGCCCCACGGUCCCCGGCCCUGGCCGCCGCUCCUGCGGGGCCCAGCGUGAGCCUCUACCUGAGCGAGGACGAGGUGCGCCGGCUGCUCGGUCUUGACGCAGAACUUUACUAUGUGAGAAAUGAUCUUAUUAGUCACUACGCUCUGUCCUUUAACCUGCUAGUGCCCAGUGAGACAAACUUCCUGCACUUCACUUGGCAUGCAAAGUCCAAGGUUGAAUAUAAGCUGGGAUUCCAAGUAGACAAUUUUGUGGCUAUGGGCAUGCCCCAGGUCAAUAUCUCUGCUCAAGGGGAAGUGCCACGCACUUUAUCAGUGUUUCGGGUCGAGCUUUCCUGUACCGGCAAAGUAGACUCUGAAGUCAUGAUACUAAUGCAGCUCAACCUGACAGUACAUCCUUCCAAAAACUUCACAGUCUUAAAUUUUAAACGAAGGAAAAUGUGCUACAAAAAACUUGAAGAAGUAAAAACUUCAGCCUUGGACAGAAACACUAGCAGAACUAUUUAUGAUCCUGUACAUGCAGCUCCAACUACUUCCACGCGUGUGUUUUAUAUCAGUGUAGGAGUUUGUUGUGCAGUAAUAUUUCUUGUAGCAAUAAUAUUAGCCGUUUUGCACCUUCAUAGUAUGAAAAGGAUUGAACUGGAUGACAGCAUCAGCGCCAGCAGUAGUUCCCAAGGGCUGUCUCAGCCAUCCACGCAGACGACUCAGUAUCUGAGAGCUGACACACCCAACAAUGCAACUCCCAUCACCAGCUCCUCAGGUUAUCCUACCUUGAGGAUAGAGAAGAACGACUUGCGGAGUGUCACCCUUUUGGAGGCCAAAGCCAAGGUGAAGGAUAUAGCAAUAUCCAGGGAACGGAUAACACUGAAAGAUGUACUUCAAGAAGGUACUUUUGGGCGUAUUUUCCAUGGGAUUUUAGUAGAUGAAAAAGAUCCAAAUAAAGAAAAGCAAACAUUUGUAAAAACAGUUAAAGAUCAAGCGUCCGAAGUUCAGGUGACGAUGAUGCUGACUGAGAGCUGUAAGCUUCGCGGUCUCCAUCACAGAAACCUUCUUCCUAUUACUCAUGUGUGCAUAGAAGAAGGGGAAAAGCCCAUGGUGAUACUGCCAUACAUGAACUGGGGGAAUCUUAAGUUGUUUCUACGGCAGUGCAAAUUAGUAGAAGCCAAUAAUCCACAGGCAAUUUCCCAGCAAGACUUGGUACAUAUGGCUAUUCAGAUUGCCUGUGGAAUGAGCUACCUGGCAAGAAGGGAAGUAAUCCAUAAAGACCUGGCUGCUAGGAAUUGUGUCAUCGACGACACUCUUCAAGUGAAAAUCACAGACAAUGCCCUUUCCAGAGACUUAUUUCCCAUGGACUACCACUGUCUAGGGGACAAUGAGAACAGACCAGUGAGAUGGAUGGCUCUGGAAAGCCUGGUUAACAAUGAGUUCUCCAGCGCUAGUGACGUGUGGGCCUUUGGAGUGACGUUGUGGGAGCUCAUGACGCUGGGCCAGACGCCCUACGUGGACAUCGACCCCUUUGAGAUGGCCGCUUACCUAAAAGAUGGUUACCGAAUCGCCCAGCCAAUCAACUGCCCUGAUGAACUGUUUGCUGUGAUGGCCUGUUGCUGGGCCUUGGACCCGGAGGAGAGGCCUAAGUUUCAGCAGCUGGUCCAGUGCCUCACAGAGUUUCAUGCCGCCCUGGGAGCCUACGUCUGACCGCUCUCCCAGACCACAGCUUGGAAGAAAGUGCCUGUUGCAGAUGCUUUGCCUGUAGCGCAGUGCCUGCAGAAGCACCUCUGUCUCCCAGAACACCGUGCCUUAGGAAUGCUUUCAAACCUGAACUUCUAAAGACAGACUUCACGUGGAGUAUUUUCUAGAUACCACUUUUAUUAGGUUGAACUGAAGGGGUUUUGUAAAUUUUUUGGCCAAAAAUUUUUUUAAAAUAUAGAUACUUUGGACUAGGGGUGCAUUCUUAAAAAAAAAUAAACAGUUUUAAAAAUUGUUUAGA